UCGACAGCGCCUCAGUCUUCCCACUGACACGAGUCUGUAAAGGCGCGGAAAAUCGCGGUUUGGAGAUCGCUGAUCGAUCGGAUACAUAGCGCUUAGACUGCUGACCCCUUAAGUCAGGUUCCCGCAAAGAAAUUGCGCUGCGGCCCGGAAAUGUCGCUAAUUAACCUCAAAUCGAAAGAUAUGUACGACGAGCCGAUAAAUCUGUGGAGGACCAAGCAACGCGUCCAUUACCACCACGAUGUGAUAUCGAAAGGAAAUGACAGCCACCGCUCCUCCGAUGCCUGCGAGUACAUAACCAUAACUGCGCCAAAGAAGUCGGCCUCGUUCUCCCGCUCGCCCCCGAACUCCCUGCCCCCCUCGGUGCCCGGAACCCCUCGUCAUUCGGUGGCCGCCACCUCGAACCAGGUGAUCCGCUACGCCAGGACGAACUGCGACCACUGCGGCCACCACAGCAUCCCGGUCAUGUCGCCGCACCCCAUCUCCCCGCUGGCCAAGUCGCAGACGAACCUCGACCUCGUCGAGCACGCCAGCCAGCGGCAGGCCCUGCUACCGCUGCCCACCAUCGGGAUGCACCACGAGGACUCCGCCUGCACCCUGCAGGUCUCCCGGCGGCCCUCGCUGCUCCUCCAGGAGAUCCUCACCCAGCGGCCGCCGCUCUACGGUCGCAAAGACGGCAAUGGGUUCCUCUCGCCGAAAAUGGCCAAGAAUGGUAACCUGCAGGGAACAGCGAGCGGCAGCACAGCGACCAUAAAUUUUCAGAGCGGCACGACGAGUGCCAGGAAUGGAUCCACAGCCUUCUUCGAUAAUGGGGCCAAAAGUUUUCAGGCCAAGCAGCAGAAGGAUAAGAACCGACGCACAGGAAACGAUGCCAUAAGCUCAGCUCUCUCGGCCACCUACUGCAAGCUGUUGGUUCUCCUUGGCGUUUGUCUGCCGAUCACGGAAGUUAUAUCCGAUCAGAUACCCACCUAUGUGUACCAGGGGUUCUACGUGUACCUCUAUGUGGGCAGCAUACUCUUUGUGAUCUUCCUGUACAUCAGUGCCUUCCGGAACCGAUCUCUUUUCAAUGCCCUGAAAGACUUUCAUGAAAAGAACAGCAAUGUGCAUCUGAAGCACAAGGUCACCCACUUCGGCAGCUUCUACCUGAGGGUGGGAGCUAUAGCCUUCGCCAUUGGCACCAUGGUCUACUCCGGCCUGGAGUUCGGCCAGUUCUUCGAGCUGAACGGCCACCCGGGAUGCCGGGAUGUCUUCGUGGCCAUCACGCCCAUCUGCAGGAUGGUGCUGUGCAUCGCCCAGGUGCAGUUCAUCUUCCUGAACACCACCUACAUGGACAUGGCCCGGCACAAGGUGACCUCGCGCUUCGGCCUGAUGCACAUGGUGGCCACCAACCUGUGCGAGUGGCUGUACGUCCUGGUGGAGGAGACCAAGCACGAGAUCUUCCACAUCAGCCAGCACGAGGUGGAUCCAGCCCACGAACUGGUAAUCCACAAUGCCACGCACAGUGGAACGGACUGGUCGGCGGUCAACCAGUCCCUGCACCAGCACCACCACCACCUCCCCCUCAACAGCAGCCUGCUGACGAACGUGAGCUCUAUUAUCGCGAACAUGACUGUGACGCCCACUCCCACGGCGGCCGCCUUCACCGGCUGUUCCCGCACCACCAUCAUGGGCGCCCUGGUCCAGCAGCUGUCCCCCUUCCUCUUCCCCUGCACCAUCGAGUACUCCCUGAUCUGCGCCGUUAUCCUCUUCGAGAUGUGGAAGACCGUCAAGUCCAUUCCGGACAUCGACAAGUCGCGCAAGAACUCCGUGAAGCCGGUGACUGCCAAGCCCGCCCACCACUUCUCCGUGGACUGCUCGCAGUCGCACAAGGGACUCUUCUUCGGCAUCAUGAUCAUAGUGAUGACCAUCAUCUCCAUGAUCAUGUACUUUGUGCUGUACACCCAGCCGGGCUACGAACUGGUGGCCACCCAGGAGGUGACUCUGUGGGAGACCUUCAUGUACUUCAUGUGCGCUUCGGCUGUGAUAACCGGAAUGAUCCUCAUGCGCGACCUUCGGUACAUCAAGGACGCCAGCGACGAGCACCACUCGAUGGACCUGGACAACCUGCUGCUGAUCGUGGCCCAGACGGGGGUGUACCUGUACGGGAUGUUCAGCAUCCUGGGCAGCUACUUCGCCAAGUGGGACACGGUGCCGGAUCGCGUGGAGGGCAUCAUUGCGGAGGUGUUCGGGGUGGUGCAGACCUCGCUGCAGACGAUGUUCAUCCUGCACGCGAGCCACCGGCGGUGCAAGGGCGCCAAGCAGGUGCGCAGGAAACCGGGCAGGGAGAUCAUCACCUUCCUGCUGGUGGCCAACAUCGCCAUCUGGUUCGUGAACACCCUGAUCAAGGGCAGGGCCGUCUUCCGGGAGACGCACCUGGAGUUCUUCGGGGUCUGGGGCUGGACCAUCAUCACCCACAUCUCCAUGCCGCUGGCCAUCUUCUACCGCUUCCACUCGACCAUCUGCCUCUUCGAGGUCUGGAAGGUCACCUACAAGGCCAAGGCCCACUAACCAACUCAGUGAUCAGUUUCCCUAGCUCUCCUCUAAGUUAAUUUAAAGUCAGGCGUCCACUUGUGAGCAUUAGUUAAUUUAUGUUUAGGUGCGAAAUUCGUUGACAUCGCUAGCACGAAAUAAAGAUUUAAUUUAUUCAGCAACUAAA
Messenger RNA from Drosophila ficusphila, 2692 nucleotides. Its product is annotated as proton channel OtopLc. The transcript has 6 exons. Gene Ontology annotation, biological process: proton transmembrane transport. Bases 151 to 2544 code for a protein of 797 amino acids. Lineage: Eukaryota; Metazoa; Arthropoda; Insecta; Diptera; Drosophilidae. Gene Ontology annotation, molecular function: proton channel activity. The record is from RefSeq and is a predicted model, not a curated record. Gene Ontology annotation, cellular component: membrane.